Exophiala bonariae is the source of this 1953-nucleotide messenger RNA. RefSeq lists its product as uncharacterized. The record is from RefSeq and is a predicted model, not a curated record. The coding region runs from base 1 to 1953 and encodes 650 amino acids. The transcript is spliced from 2 exons. Lineage: Eukaryota; Fungi; Ascomycota; Eurotiomycetes; Chaetothyriales; Herpotrichiellaceae.
AUGUCAGACACUUGUAUAGUCUGUUUAGGAGACUUGAGCAACGGAAAUGGUGGCGCCUCAGCCCUUCCUAGCACCCUUGCCAAGUCUCCCCAGAAUGACCCCAGCGCCGCCGACUCCAAGUCUAUCGAUGCUCAAGAUACCACCCUAGCACCCACCACCGAUUCCAUUUCUGAUGAGUUGAUCGCACAUCUUCGCCCCUGUGGUCAUUACCUUCACAAUGAGUGCCUUACUCCUUGGGUGGAAAGGGCCAACAGUUGUCCAAUAUGUCGAGCCAGCUUUCAUCUGGUGGAACUCAUGCAUGCCAUCAAUGGCGAUGUCAUUUCCUCCUACCCUGUUGAACAACGCACUCAGGUCGCCGAACUAGACCCGUCCAUGUUCCUGGAGAUACCCGAUGAAGAGGAUGAUGAACAACAGUGCCAGGCUUGUGGAGAGGACGAUAAUGAAGAUGUACUCAUGUACUGUGACAGUUGCCAAAAGUUGUGGCACACAUAUUGUGUUGAUCUACAAGAGGUGCCUUAUGGUGCAUGGUUUUGUGACAACUGCAGAGCCGUACGUGAAGUGGAUCCUCGACCACGUCUGUCUCGACCCAGUCGGUCGCGCAGACGUACUCGUGGCCAACAACGCAGGCAACGUGGGACUCAGACUGUCAAUGACCUUAGUUGGAAUCAAGUAUGGCAAACAGUCUGGAGUCGAAUCAACAUUGAUCUGGAUUUUCCUCAUGAGGACGAUGAAUCGUCAGCCACUUACUUCAGACGUCAUCGACAGCAUGUUCAAUCCAACCGUCAAACACACGAAGCUUGGCGACGACGUAUGCAAGUUGCUGAGCUGAAUGGGGCUGGGCAUCGUUUUAGGGAAACGGAACCUAAUCUACCGAGCAGUCCUGGAGGCGCCUCAACACCUCGAAAUCGAUUAUUGAGAUCCUCACCAAUCCCACCCAUCGAGAAUCCAGAAGAAUUAUUGGCAUGGAAUGCUUUCGAGCAAGCACGGGCGUCGUCGAAUGAACCCAGCUCAUCUCGUAAGAAGAAACGAAAGUCCCGAAGUGCUUCACCGGCCGAGACCGACGAUCAAUCAACUCCUGCCAUCAAGCGACGAAGAUUUAGUCAGUCUAGUCGUAGCGAUACUGAACAAAGUCUACCAUCGUUGGUAGCAUCCCGACCCCGGGCCAGGCCACGACCCCGGGCAUCGAGACUUCAAAGUCAUAUUCCCCAACGACAGCCAUUGGUUGAGUCGGGCGCACCAAGCUUUCUCCAGUCACUUCUACAGGAAGUGGAGGACUCUGGUUCGAGCACCCAUAAUAUCGGUCUUCACCGGCCAUCUCCUCGCCCAGCUGGAAGUCCACCUGCGGACCAUAGCUCACCUCGACCUUCGUCACCAGCAUUAUCUCCAUUACCUUCAAAUCAUUCUUCACCGCGCGCCACCUCUGCCACACCUCCUCCACUGGCUGCAUUCCGUCCAGGAUCUCCCACCGGCCUUUCGUCAAGCAUACAACCUGUUUUUCCAUCGAUUGAUUAUUCACCGUUACGACCCAAUUCUCCAGAUUCGAGCAGUCCAAAGCCAGCAGAGGCAAUCUCUCCGCAAGCCAAUUCACCAAAGCCUACACAAUCUUUGGCUACACCUCUGGCACAACCACGACCUAGAAGUCGAAUUCCACAAAUCUUGAACACGUCAACUCCACCUAUUCAGCCACUACCAAGUGAAUCUUCUCCCACCAGGACGAACAUGCCAUUAUCUGCAAAAGAAGAUGUACAAAGACUGGUCGCGGCCGCUCUCAAACCACACUAUAGUGAUCAAAAGAUCACCAAAGACGAAUACACAAACAUCAAUCGAGAUAUAUCGCGAAUGCUUUACGACAAGAUCGGCGACCUUCGAACACUCGAUGGCGAAGGCAGAGCCAAGUGGGAGAAGGUCGCAGGCGAAGAGGUCAGCAAGGCAGUCAGCGCCCUGAAAGCAUAG